This is a messenger RNA of Loxodonta africana (African savanna elephant), 5288 nucleotides long. It is a transcript of the gene ZNF394, whose product is annotated as zinc finger protein 394. The record is from RefSeq and is a predicted model, not a curated record. Gene Ontology annotation, molecular function: RNA polymerase II transcription regulatory region sequence-specific DNA binding; DNA-binding transcription factor activity, RNA polymerase II-specific. Gene Ontology annotation, biological process: regulation of transcription by RNA polymerase II; embryo development; urogenital system development. Gene Ontology annotation, cellular component: nucleus. The transcript has 3 exons. The coding region runs from base 203 to 1885 and encodes 560 amino acids. Lineage: Eukaryota; Metazoa; Chordata; Mammalia; Proboscidea; Elephantidae.
ACUAAGCGGUUUUUAGGCGGAAUAGAGGUUGAAAGGAGUUCGGGAGAAGAGCUAGGCAGGGUGGGAUCCUGUGUGUUUGGGACAGGACAACCUUGCCUUUGUGCACUGGGGAGGGCCGAUGAGUUGCUUGGCUUUUUGCAGGAUUUGCUGUUUUCUCCCUUAAAGGCAGAACUCUUGGGAAGCCAGCACAUGCCAAAGAAGGAUGAGUUCGAUCUUGACCGCCCAGAGACGCGGGAAUGACCCUGGGGCAGGAGACUGGAGCGUGCCUGCGAGGUCCAGGGUCGCCGCGCCUCAGCUCGCCGCCGCGCCCCUGCGUGAUGGGCUUUUGAUAGUGAAAGUGGAGGAAGACCCACCUGGAGGUCAGGAAUCCGACCCGCCCGGGGACUGUCAGGACUCAGAAAGUUUUCGACAGCAGUUUAGACAGUUUCGUUACCAGGAGGUGGCUGGACCCAUAGAGGCGCUGAGACGGCUCAGGGAACUUUGUCGUCAGUGGCUGAGGCCGGAGAUGCGCACCAAGGAGCAGAUCUUGGAGCUGCUGGUGCUGGAGCAGUUCCUGAACAUCCUGCCCGAGGAGACCCAGGCCCGGGUGCGGGAGCACUCUCCGGAGAAUUGGCAGGAGGCUGCGGCUGCAGUGCAGGCUUUUCAGAGAGCGCUUGAUGGGACCUCACCGCAGGGGUUGGUGACAUUCAAGGAUGUGGCUAUGUCUGUAACCUGGGAGGAAUGGGUGCAUCUGGACCCAGCUCAGAGGACUUUCUCCAGGGACAGUACACAGAAGGAUUAUGGGAACACAGUCUUGCUGAGUUUGGAAUCCAGAACUGAGAACAAAGAGUUGAUUCCAAAGCAAGAAAUUUUAGAAGAAGCAGAGCCACAGGGGCAGUUAGAAGAAGGGUCUCAGGGAAAGGCUCCCUUGUUUUCCCAGUGUGGUGAUACUCACAAGGACAGGGUAGAAGAGCCAUCAAGAUACCCCUCAGUGUUGAAACUUGAAAAUUCUCCUGGAGAGCAAGGAUUCACUAGCCUCUCAGUUUUCAGCAAGAAUUGUUCCACAGAAGAGGAAGACUCUAAAAAUAGUCAAUUUGAGAAUAGUACCAAAAGGUCAAACUUUAUUUUUCCUCAGCAUAUUCAGGCAGCAAACAGGCCUGUUAACAGUGAUGAACAUGGGAAUAAUUGCAAACAGAGUUUAGAUACAGUGCAGUAUCAAGUGGUGAUACCUCACACAUCUAUUGACAGUGAGAAAAAUUUCCAUAGCUCUGGCCUUUUGGCAACCCAGAGGCAGUUCCGUCAAGAAAAACCUUAUAAAUGUGAUGACUGUGGGAAGAGUUUCAAACAGCGUUCUGACCUCUUUAAACACCAGAGAAUACACACUGGUGAGAAACCAUAUGAAUGCCAAGAAUGUGGGAAAAGCUUCAGUCAGAGCGCUGCCCUAGUUAAACACCAGAGGACUCAUACAGGUGAAAAGCCGUACACAUGUCCCAAAUGUGGGGAAAGCUUCAGACAGAGCUCACAUCUAAAUCGGCAUCAAAGAAUCCACACAGGAGAUAAAUGCUAUAAAUGUAACGAGUGUGGGAAAACCUGCAAUAUUUCCAACCUUUUUAGACAUCAGAAAAUACAUAAAGGUGAGAGACCCUAUAAAUGUGAAGAAUGUGAGAAGAGCUUCAAACAGCGCUCUGACCUUUUUAAACAUAAGAGGAUUCACACUGGAGAGAAACCUUACGGAUGUACUGUCUGUGGGAAAAGCUUCAGUCAGAGUGCAACCCUCAUUAAACACCAGAGAACUCACACUGGGGAGAAACCUUAUAAAUGUCUUGAAUGUGGGGAGAACUUUAGACAAAGUUCACACCUUAUCCGACACCAAAGAAUCCAUAGACAUAAAGCCCCAUCAUUCUGACAUGUUUUUGCAUGAUGUUUGUUUUCUGUUGUCCAGAAACUACAUCCUCUAGCAUUUAGUGUAUUUCAGUCAGUCAUGGAUCAUAUUUCCUUGGGUAUUUCACAGAAGAUAGAUUCAGUCUGACCUAAGUCUCUUGACACAUACUUUAAUAAACUAUUGCCAGUGAAGGAGAAACAAGCAAGGGGCUUCUCCGUAAGUUGAGGUGGUUUUGUGUAAGAGACUUCUGAUUAUAAGAGGAAGGGGUGACAUGAGACAGAAUUCUGUCCUUGUCAUCCCUUCAUUCUUCUUACCUCUGCUUUUGGACCAAGUCUUGCCCACUCCAAUUACUUUCCUAAGAAUUUUUUUUUAGUCACUUAGAAGUAUUUUUUUUAGAAGUAUCUUUCUACCUAGGUGGUAGAGUAGAUUUCAACUACUUCAUAAUCCUUACAGCACCUUGUAAGUUCAGUGUAUACAAGAAGCACUCUAUUUUUUUUUUUUACUUAAUUUUGUAGAGUCCUUUCCCAUCCUAGCAGUCUAGGAGUUGGUUUUGUAACAUUAAAACAAAAAGUUCUUUUAAAACAAGAAAGGCAAAAGAAAAUCUCAUCUAAACACACAAUUCCCAUUAUUGUAUUUUUUUCACAGCUUAUCAAUUUAUGGUACUUUAUUCGAUAACUUUUGGUUUCUGAAAAAAGUCAUCACUAAAUUUUCCACCAAAACCUUUGUGUGUGUGGGUCCUUAUAUCAAAUAGCCUAAAACAUGUUUUUUAUUUUUGUGUUGAGGCUUCUUAAUAUUUUGGACAUGAGAAAGUGCUCCAGCAGUAUUUCCUUUAGGGUAUUUCAAAAGAGGAGGACACUGAAGACAGAAUUUCUGUUCUUGCUUUUUCUGUUAACAGCAGCCAUAACUGACGUUAUACGAUAUUCCCUUCAUAAGAUGCAUUCAUAUACAUUUUUCCUUUUGAUUUCCAAGCAACCCUAUGAGGUAAGUAGGAAACUAUGUCAUCUCAGUUUACAAAGGAAGAAACUGAGGCUCACAUUUGACACUUCAUUUCUCAGGUGAUCUGAUUGCUUAGUGAGUGAAGAUAAGCACACUAUUUUUCCCCUUUGAAUUAGUGAACAGCGCCCACCACGUGAUUCACUUACUGCCUUUUGCCCCUUUUCUCUCUCCUCCUGCUUCGUCUGGAGCAUCUUUGCAACGGUGAAUUAUGGACCCAGUAGCAGUGAUGGCAGAGUAGUUGGUGCAUCCACACACAUCAUGACAAGAAAUACAAGCUCUGAAUGGGAUUUAAAUCUUGAUGGUUCGUUAACUUUCCAGAGCUGUCUUUUCCCAUCCCUGUAGCCAGAUGAAGGGAAGAUACGGGAUUGGCUUUAUUGUCACUGUUGGGUUAAACUGUACGCUAAUGACUACUGAGUGAAGUUUACUCAAAUUAGAACCUAAAUAUCCUAUUACCUUUCCAGUUCUACAUAAUAAUAGCAUGGCUCAAAUCCAAAUUCUUUUAGGACUUUUUUAUGGGGAUAUAAGCUUAUUGGAAAUUUGGGAAAAUAAUUUUUUAAAAACCCAUUAAAAGGAAAAAUUAUCCAUAAUCCCACUACCCUGACUCAACUGUUACUGGUCUUUUGGUGUAUUUCCUUAUUUUUUUCUGUGUGUAUUUUUUUUACAUAAUAAAGAUCAUAAUGCAUAUAUUGUACUUUUAUCAUUGUGUCUUAAGGGUUUUAUGCGAUCUUCAUAACCAUUAUGCAUAAUGACUUCAUCAUUUUCCAGCAACUGGAUAUAACAAUUGAAUCAUUUUCCUUUAAACGGACAUUUCAAGCAUUUCUAAUUUUUCAUGGUUACAGUGCUGUAAUGAAUGUAAUUGUGAGUGUGAUUUUAAUAUAAUUUGGAUUGUUCCAUAGAAUCUAAGGCUAGAUUCCCAGAAAUAAAGUUCUGGAUUAGUGUGUGUGGUGCAAUGGAUCACUUUUGUGUGACCUUUCUCACCAGGGUCUUGUAACUUCCAAGUGACUGUGUGGGACCCUGCAGAUAGGGUAAUCGUUGCUAUGAGUCGGAAUCAACAGCAACGGGUAUACAGGGUAAGGAGACUGGUCACUUUUGCCAUCCCACUAGGCUUAAAAGAGCCAAUUUCAGAGUAGGGAGAACAUCUCACCACCACCAAGAAAGAGUCAAGAGUGGAGUGUGUCCUUUGGACCUGGAUCCCCUGUGCUGAGCUCCUGGAACCAGGAGACCGAGAGAGAGAGAACUGUAACACUGAAGAUGGCAAGAAGCAGUGGCAAAGAAAUGGUGGCAGGAGAUGGCGCAGUGGGCUUCCCGGCCCACGGAGCAAGAUGAGUGCCUUUGGGCAGGAGGUUUCCUGGAGGAGUAGGGCCUCCGGGCCCUUGGUGGAGCUAGGUUUGUCAAUUCACGGAACUAGAGCUGAGCAUCUUCAGGCUGAGGUAUAGACAGAGCUAAAGCAGCUUUGUGACACUUGCCUGAGCAAGGAAGGCAGAGGUUGAGGGGCCAGAGAGAGGUGUGCCUGUGGGCAUGGCUGAGAAGAGGCUGUCCUCACGGAAGAACUGUAUCCUGAACGUUCCUCAACCUGAAUUGUAACCUGUUACUUCCCUAAUUACCCCAUAAUUGUUAGUACUAUCUGCGAGUUCUCCAUGGCCAUUGCAAUGAAUUAUAGAACCCAGCAGAGAACUACUGCAGUGGGAGGGAUAACUGGUGUCAGAAUUAGUAAAGAUGGCAGGGAGAAUCAGUAUUGUCUGUUGAUCUUGAUUCUCCUUCCCCUAUGUGAAGUUAGAGUAGGUCAGAUACCUCUGGUAUGCCAUUCUUAAAGUAUGUGAACUAUUUCAUGGCUCUUAAUACACUUUUCCAGUUGCUCUCCCCCAAUGUGAAAGCCAAAUUACACAAUAUUAGAAUUUCAUUAUAUCCUAGGACCUAUUAUUGUUUUCCUAAAUGGAUAAAAAAAAACAAACAUUACCUUUCAGAACUCACCUCAGCCUUGGACACAGUAGUAAAGUACAUGUUCCAUCUUUUGACCCUCCUUAUAACCAACAGGAGAGAAUUGUGAGAAGGCUGGCUUAGGUACAUUAAGGCUUUAGGGUGUCAUUCUGAAAAUUUAACUUUUUAGGCGAUUUAGUAUCGAGAGCAUUUGGCUAAAGUGAGGAACUGUGAAUAAAGUAUCAGUUUAAACAUGGCCGUGAUCUGUAUUACUUUGGGAAAGAGUGUAACUGACCAGUUGCUGUGGGGUACAUUCCCUGUGCUCACAGGAUUUUCAAUGGCUGGGAUCUUCUGGAAGUAAGAUUGCCAGGUAAUUCUUCCAAGGGGCCUCUGGGUGGAUUCGAACGGCCAACCUUUUGGUUAGUAGCUGAGUGCUUAACCUUUUGCCUAUUGUGUAUAACCAAAUCAAACCCACUGUUCUCAAGUAGAUUCCAACUCAUAGCAAUCCUAUUAG